Molecule: messenger RNA, 4069 nt
Organism: Acipenser ruthenus (sterlet)
Lineage: Eukaryota; Metazoa; Chordata; Actinopteri; Acipenseriformes; Acipenseridae
Product: transcription cofactor vestigial-like protein 4
Exons: 6
Coding region: 509-1480 (323 amino acids)
Biological process (GO): negative regulation of DNA-templated transcription
Molecular function (GO): transcription coactivator binding
Source: RefSeq, a predicted model, not a curated record
UUUCGACACAGCCCCUCCUUGCUUUUCGCCUCCCUCUUCCUCCCCUCCUCUCUGCAUUUGGAGGCUGAUCUUGGGUAGAAAAAAAUCCCUGACAUUUGAGGCGCUCCAGGGAUUUAACGAGCAUGCUCAGUGGCUCGAGCCUACAUAGAGGAAACUGGUUUACAUACGAGUCAUACCAAGCAUAGCCUGCAUGUCAAUGCAGUUAACUUGCAGCGGGCUGUGAGGAGAACUGUCUCGUCUCUUUUGUCCCGAAACAAAUAUUUGUCUUUUCUUUUCAGAAGAUAUACUAAAGACAGUUUAUUUCAACAGUUCACCAAAACCGCGGAAAACGCACUGAAAUACAAAGUCUUCAGUCCUUGAAGGGUUGAAGUUUUUUGUUUUCUUUUUGUUUUGUAAAAAAAGUUAAAGGCUGGGCCUUUAGCUUAUAAGAGAACUGAUCUCCGUGCGCUCUGUCUCACUCUUUCGGGGGAAGGAAGCAAACAAGCUGGUCUUUUUGCUAGCCCAAUAAAUGCAUUUUACGACAAUGGACCUGUUAAACUUUCAGUACCUGGACAAAAUGAACAACAACAUUGGCAUUCUGCGCUAUGACGGUGAAGCAGCGUUAAGAGGUGAACCCAGAAUGCAGUCCAUCCCAAUGUCCUCUGCUAUCAGCAACCAUCGGACAGGCCCACCUCCCAUCAGCCCAAACAAGAGAAAGUACAACGGGGACCAAGGAGAGGAUGACGUGGACUGUGACAAUGAGCAUGUGUCCAAAAUGAGCAGAUUGUUUGCUGCACAACUACAGCCUGCCAAGUUUCAGAGGCCCAAGGCUUUCUUGUGGGAGGACGCUGGGCUGUCUUCAUGCUUCUUGGCAAUGAUUAAAGUGAGAGGAAAGCCUUCCAACGGGGAUUACCGCAAGGAUCACGGAGAUCGAAGCCCAGUUGAGAGAGUUGCAGCACCCACCAUGAGCAUCCAUCCCAAUCACAUGUAUGCACCCACCAUCCCCAGUCUGGCUAUGGAUCAACCAUUAGCACUGACCAAAAACAGCAUGGACGCAGCCAGGACAGUCGGCAUCUCGCCAACUGUGAGCCCCAUUGAACGGCAGCAGAAUCGACCAUCUGUAAUAACAUGUGCCUCAGCAAGCAACCGAAACUGCAACCUUUCUCACUGUCCCAUUACCCAUAGUGGCUGUGUCUCAGCCACAGCUUCCAAUUACAGGAGACCCUCCAACACUAACACUGCAUGUGACCCAGUGAUUGAGGAGCACUUCCGUCGGAGCCUUGGGAAGAACUACAAGGAGCCAGAACCGGUGACAAAUUCUGUUUCUAUUACCGGGUCUGUAGACGACCACUUCGCCAAAGCUCUGGGUGAAACAUGGCUUCAGAUCAAGGCUGCCAAGGAUGGUGUGUCAAGCAGCCCUGAGUCUGCUUCUAGGAGGGGCCAGUCCCCCCCUUCCUCCCACAUGGUCAACCACAAUCACUCCCCUUCAGUAGUCUCAUGAAGAGUGGACCACAAACCCUUCAACAGAGAAGAGUGACAUGCAUGGUUUGGCUGAGCUUCGUACUGUGCUUAAAAAAAGAAGGGAGGGGGGGAGGAUCUUUUUUUAAAACAUGCUCGCAUACAUUGCUUGGCAUUGCAGAAAUAAAAAGGUGCCCACAAUAAUGAAAACAAACAACUAGCAGGAACUAUUAAAUUAGGAGUUGUACCAUACAUCAUAGCAUCCUAAUCUCCUGCCUUACCAAAGAAACCUCUGAUGCAAAUCUGAUGCCCCUAUGAGAAAAAAAGCCAUGCUUUCAUUGGUAGACCCAAGUGCUUUCUUUUUUGUGUGCCUUUUUUUGUAGUUUCUUGAGUGUAGAAAUUGUUUGGUUUGCUUUCGUGAUUUUCUUCUGUUAUGUAAUGUUGUAUGUUUUUACUUGAAAAGAGUGGCCAGGUCUGAUUUGCACUAUUGGAAGAUGGGUAGGGGUUGCUUGUCAAAUUCACAUCAGACGUACUUGUUUUCUUUGUGCUUUGAGGGCAAACUGCUGACAAUAAUGGUUAGGUGAUGUUGCAUCGUUCUACACGAAGGCAAAACUAGCUUUUGCAAGGGAAAGUCUCAUACAGGUUAUAGACCUUUCUAUCUGUCUUUCUUUGGACUAGUUUGUAUGCUUGGUGCUCACAACUGGACUGCGUUAUUUUCUAAACGUGGGCAUUUAUUUACUUUUUCUACCUGUGUGCAGAACACUGCAGUUUGCUAGAAUAGAGGUUUGAAGGGUCAAUAGUGCUAACAAGAUGCAUGUUUUAAAUAGCUGGUAUCUAUUAAUGUAUAGACAUUAUGAAUCUUAAUACUAUUAGCUUUCUUUCAGAUUAGUUUAUGUUUGUCAGUAAUGGUCCUAGAUAAACUUACUGCUGGUACAGUUGUACUCCAAUAUUUUUAUUUUAUUUUAUAUUCAUUAUGGUAGAAACCAGCAACAGAGGACAGCCUCCGGACAGGCCUUCUAUAUAAACAGUUACAGCUAUAUAAUGUUAAUCCGUGGUACAGGAUGCUAUAGCUUUGUGCAUGACUGAGUAAAAUAAAGUAAUCCUUAACAAUGGCAGCCCAGUCUGCCUACAAGUGGACAUACUCCCUAAAAACAUGUCUGUGCAAUCAAACUGUUUAAAAAGUUACAACUGCUACCUUACAAACAUCUUGGCUACGUAGCAGAUUUUUUACAGCUUGUGAAAUUCUUUUCUUUUUUUUAAACUUAUCGACCUGUGCCAAGGCAGCAUACAUUCCUCCAUUAGAGAACUUUGUACAGGUAUUACAUUACUUUAUAUUAUUUGUUCUAUAUUGAUAGCUACUAACUAGAAAUUAGGAUGAUAGUCAUAAAUAACACAGUUGUGCUUUUGCUGAACAACUUCUCAUCUUACAUUUGUGUCUUUUCUACAAGUCAUACAUACGCCCAUGCAUUCCGUCAUCCCAGUUCAGUUUAUUGGGGCUUUUAAACAGUUUCCUUGUAAAGUGCUAAAUUUUAUUUGUUAAAAAAAAAAAAAUAGGUAACUAGUUGCGAGACAGCUGUAAAAUAAUUGUGAUAUACAGUAUAGUCUUUACAUAUUCUAAAGUACAAUGCAGAAUACUUUGAUACUGUAAAUUAAAACAAACAUCUUGAAGAAAAAAAAAGACACAAAAUGAGUUGACCCACAGGUUUUUUCUGUUGGAAAUUGUUUUCUCUCUAUUGAAUACUGGGAAAGAAAGUUAUUUUAAGAAGCUAUCACAUAUACAUUUCACUACCAUUUUAUUUGGUAUUUCAUAUUCUCUUCUGCUUUGGCACUCAGUACCCUACUCCCUGUAGGAAAAUCACUAAAUAUACACUUUUUUAUAUAGUAACUUUAAGACCAUCAUUACGCUGUGCGUAAAGAAUGUACAGAAAAAAAUCUGUAGGUAUUUUUUGAGGAACAAUUAAUUUGUUAAUGAUAUGUAGCUAUUUAAUUUUCCCUGUCCUUUUAUUGUAAUCAUGCAGGUUUGUUUUUUGUUUGGAGAAAAAAGUUGAUCUUUUUUUUUUUUUUUUUUUUUUUUUUUUUUUUAGAUUUGUCUGUAAUAAGGUUAAAAAAAAAAAGUGCAGGAACACAGUUAUUCUAUGAGAACACUGCAUUAGCAUUAAUAGCCCCUAGUUUAUUACUGCUAAAGGCUACUGAGCAUUGUAACAGUAGAAUAUUAAACACUGAAGAUGCUGUUCUAUGGACUGUUGCCUUUUGUGUAUGAGACAACUGAACAAAAAUAUUCACACAUUUUGAGAUUUACCUGUCUGAGAUAGGUAACUAUCACAUUGAGAUCACCACACUUACCUGGUCUGUCUGGGAUUAAUUAUUAUACUUUUAUUUAAAAUAACUGAACCCCACAGCCAGGCAGGUGUGCUUCUUGGAAAACUAAACUCAAACACCAAACCGUUUAGAAAUUGUGUUCACAUGGAAGAUGCAUCUACAGUGUACUUCUAAAUAUCCUAAACUGUUUGUAAUUCUGUAUUAUAUCCCUCCCUUUGUGGCCUUGUUUCUCCUGAAAAAAAGGUUUUGGCAGGCCACCUUUUUUGUACUUAAAAGUAGCCUCAAUGAACAAUAAAGUGCUCUUAAACCACCA